Molecule: messenger RNA, 7488 nt
Organism: Xiphophorus hellerii (green swordtail)
Lineage: Eukaryota; Metazoa; Chordata; Actinopteri; Cyprinodontiformes; Poeciliidae
Gene: grm1a
Product: glutamate receptor, metabotropic 1a
Exons: 9
Coding region: 354-3839 (1161 amino acids)
Biological process (GO): G protein-coupled receptor signaling pathway
Cellular component (GO): membrane
Molecular function (GO): G protein-coupled receptor activity
Source: RefSeq, a predicted model, not a curated record
AUGGCGAGGAACUGUGUGGUUGUGUAACCAGGCACGUUCUGCUUCGUGGUUAAAGAUUAUAAGACAACUGGUAUAAUAAUGUAUCAUUGAUAAUCCUGACUUCAUCCGCUGAUUGAGAGAGACUUCUCGAGAAAAAAAAAAGAAAAAAGAAAAUCCACGCUCUAUGAAAAAAUAAGAAAACAGUCCAGGGAGGGAAGCUGUUUUGUGCUUCUGUUCGUGCUAAAAUAAAGGUGCCUACGGAUACACUCCAAGCAACAUUCCCACAGGUAAUGGCUGGGAUAAGCGUGGAAGCUCUGACAGACAGCAGAUAAUAUGCCAUCGCGGACGGCACGGCUCACGCUCUGUGGCACGACAUGGCACGCGUAAAGAUGGGUUUUUUCGCUCUCCUGUGUCUCCCCGCAUGCCUCGUGAUCACCCACAGCAGCGGCAGCAUCCACGAGAGAUCGGUGGUGCCCCGCGCCGCGUCCCGUUCCGUGGCCCGCAUGGACGGGGACGUGAUAAUCGGCGCGCUCUUCUCUGUCCACCACCAGCCGUCUGCCGAGAAGGUGGCCGAGCGGAAGUGCGGGGACGUCCGGGAGCAAUACGGUAUCCAGCGGGUGGAGGCCAUGUUCCACACGCUUGACCGCAUCAACUCCGACCUACACCUGCUCCCCAACAUCAGCCUCGGCUGUGAGAUCCGGGAUUCCUGCUGGCACUCCUCUGUUGCCUUGGAGCAGAGCAUCGAGUUUAUCCGGGACUCUCUCAUCUCGAUUCGGGAUGAUAAGGACGGUUCCAAAUGGUGCAUCGACGGAACCCCGUCCAACCAGCCACCGCCUUCAAAGAAACCCAUAGCAGGAGUAAUCGGCCCCGGAUCCAGCUCUGUGGCCAUACAAGUGCAAAACCUUCUACAGUUAUUCAACAUUCCACAGAUUGCCUACUCUGCCACGAGCAUCGACCUGAGUGACAAGACUUUGUUCAAGUACUUCCUAAGGGUCGUUCCUUCAGACACUCUGCAGGCCCGGGCCAUGCUGGACAUCGUCAAGCUUCAUAACUGGACCUACGUGUCUGCAGUCCACACUGAGGGAAACUAUGGGGAGAGUGGCAUGGAGGCCUUCAAGGAGCUGGCCUCUCAAGAGGGCCUGUGCAUCGCCCACUCGGACAAGAUCUACAGCAACGCCGGAGAGAAACACUUUGAUCGCCUUUUAGGGAAACUAAAGGAACGUUUGCCCAAAGCUCGUGUGGUGGUGUGUUUCUGCGAGGGCAUGACGGUCCGUAAUCUUCUGAUGGCUAUGAAGCGACAAAGGGUGCGUGGGGAAUUCCUCCUUGUUGGCAGCGAUGGAUGGGCUGACCGUUACGAAGUGGUGGAGGGUUACGAGGAGGAGGCGGAGGGAGGAAUCACCAUGAAGCUGCAGUCGGAGGUCGUGAAGUCCUUCGACGACUACUACCUGAAGCUGCGUCUCGACAAGAACACCAGGAACCCCUGGUUCGCCGAGUUCUGGCAGUAUCGAUUCCAGUGUCGCCUUCCGGGGCAUCCGCAGGAAAACAAGAACUACAAAAAAGUCUGUUCUGGAAAUGAGGGCCUGCAUGACAACUAUGUUCAAGACAGUAAGAUGGGCUUUGUCAUCAAUGCCAUCUACGCUAUGGCUCAUGGCCUUCAUGAUAUGCAUAAGGAGCUGUGCCCGGGCCAGACGGGACUCUGUGAGGCAAUGGAUCCAAUUGAUGGCAGCAAGCUGCUGGACUACCUGCUCAAGACGUCCUUCAGAGGAGUGUCAGGGGAGGAAAUUUACUUUGAUGAAAACGGAGACACCCCAGGCAGGUAUGACAUCAUGAAUCUCCAGAAUGUGGGUGACGAACGCUUCGACUACAUAAACGUAGGAUCCUGGCAUGAAGGCAUCCUUAACAUCGACGACAACAAGCUGUGGAUGAACAGCAGCGAGAUGGUUCGUUCAGUCUGCAGCGACCCCUGCUCCAAGGGACAGAUAAAGGUGAUAAGGAAAGGUGAAGUGAGCUGCUGUUGGAUUUGCACGACCUGCAAAGACAAUGAGUGUGUUCAAGAUGAGUUUACCUGCAAGGCCUGUGAGCUGGGAUGGUGGCCCGACGAAGAUCUUGCAGGCUGCCAGCCCCUGCCUCUGAAGUAUCUUGACUGGGCCGAUGUGGAAUCCAUUGUCGCAGUUGUUUUCUCCUGCGUUGGCAUCCUGAUCACCUCCUUUGUCACCUUCAUAUUCAUCCAGUACCGUGACACGCCUGUGGUUAAAUCCUCCAGCAGGGAACUCUGUUAUAUCAUCUUGGCAGGCAUAUUCUUGGGUUACAUCUGUCCGUUCACAUUAAUCGCUCGACCCACUGUCGCUUCCUGCUACCUGCAGAGACUCUUGGUAGGCCUCUCUUCUGCCAUGUGCUACUCUGCUCUGGUGACUAAAACAAACCGAAUUGCUCGUAUUCUAGCUGGCAGCAAGAAGAAGAUCUGCACCAGGAAACCACGCUUCAUGAGUGCCUGGGCCCAAGUCAUCAUUGCCUUUAUGCUUAUCAGCGUGCAACUAACUCUUGAGAUCACGCUCAUUAUUCUGGAGCCUCCCGAGCCCAUCAAAUCAUACCCAAGCAUACGUGAGGUCUACCUCAUCUGCAACACCAGCAACGUAGGCAUGGUGGCACCGCUGGGCUACAACGGCCUACUUAUCAUGAGCUGCACCUACUAUGCCUUCAAGACGAGAAACGUCCCUGCCAAUUUCAAUGAGGCCAAAUAUAUUGCCUUUACAAUGUACACUACCUGCAUCAUCUGGCUUGCCUUUGUGCCAAUCUAUUUCGGCUCAAACUACAAGAUCAUAACCACGUCUUUUUCGGUCAGCCUGAGUGUAACAGUAGCCCUGGGGUGCAUGUUCACACCCAAGAUGUACAUUAUCAUUGCCAAACCAGAGAGAAACGUCCGAAGCGCCUUCACCACAUCCGACGUGGUGCGAAUGCAUGUCGGCGAUGGGAAGUCUGCGGCUCAGUGCGGGAGCAACAGCUUCCUUAACAUGUUCCGUCGGAAGAAGGCGAUUUCUGGAAAUGCCAAUUCUAAUGGCAAGUCUGUGUCAUGGUCUGAAUCAGGUCCCAGACACCCUCCGAGGGGGGGGAAUGUGUGGCACAGACUGUCUGUGCAUGUGAGGAAACAGGAAGCCGGCUCGAAUCAGACAGCGGUCAUCAGGCCCCUAACUAACACCCCCGACCCCCACAGUUGUGAGCCCUCCACCGGCAACCAUGGCACAGACCCCCAACCUCCACAGGACACGCCUGGCACCAAGCCUCCAUGCAAUAAGGCAGAGGAAGACGACCAGGGGGAUGCACAGCGCCCCCUCUGGACUCCGGCUUGCUCGGAACAGACGCAACAAGGACUGGAAUUUGAUUUAGAUGAGCCUGCUACUAAUUUGCCCUCCGACUUCAUACGCCCCACCCAGGAGUGCUUGCAGGGGACGUUGUUGAACACGCACAGCUCUCAUGUCCCUGCACUAAAAAGCCACACUUCCUUUGAGCAAAUUCCUGCCAAUGAGCCUUUGAGCCUGAUACCCUCUCAGUUUCCUUCAGACCCAAGACUGGGGGAAUUUGAGGACGAAGGGUCUGAGGAUGAGGAGCUGGACCUCUUGCACAGCUACAUUUACGACGCCAAGGAGGAGGGGGAGGGGGAUGAAGGAGAAGGUGAGGAUUUAACUCCAAAUAAGACCAUUCUGGAAGAUUCUCUGGCUCUGUCUCCCCCCUCCCCCUUCAGAGACUCGCUGUGUUCAGGGGAUUCAGCAAACGGCUCCCCCAUCAUCGAUUCCCUGCUCGGUAGCUCUGUCUACACCUCAAAUAUCCUCCAAAACUUUGCACACAGCUCCUCAACACUGUGAGAGCAGAACCGGCGAAGUCAAUGGACAUUUCUUUCGAAACAUCCAGUUACACACAAACAACUUUUCAAAAUUUUCAUUAAGUGAUUUGCUCGCUUGAGUUUAUUUCUUUUAUGCGUAGGUGAGUAAAAAAAAAGAAAAAAAAAAAGUUUAAGGAUACAUAUAUGAGGAAUUAUUUACUGUAAAAGCGCUUUUGGGAAAGGCUGUUAUUGCACGUUUUUUCAAAAAGAUUUACAAGGAAGAGUGCCAAAACCAAUCGGAGGCUUGUGCUAUGAAGCAGGUUUAUUGGCUUAUUGAAGUAACUUAGGCUUCCAGAUAAGAUUUCAACAGAUGUGUGAAUAAAUUAAAAGGACAGAGAUGACUGAAGAGUGAAGCAGUGUCUACUGUCUCUCUCUAAAUUAAUUUCACUGAGAUGUUGUUAAUAAAGUACAUCCCACCAGAAUUGAUAUUUAUUUAUAUGUAUAACAAAGACUAAACCAUCCAAGGUUUUUGCUUAAAUAUUAAAGAAUCUUUAAUUACAUGAUGUGACGUUGUAGGUCCUGAGUGACUGAAAAUGAACUUGGAUGUUUACAAUAGCCUACCCCAUUACCUGGAAUGUAUGAUUUUUAACUUGAAUAGUAUUUAGGGUAAAGUGUGUGGAACAAUCAUUUUCUUAAUAUUUCAACUUUGUCUCAGGUCUCGAUAACAGGAAACACCUGCCCUGCAAACACCGGACAUCCAACUUUUAAACAUAUUAAGAGAGUAUUAAACAUUCUUUUAUACACAUAUUUAAUUUCUCACUUUUCAUCUUGCUGUUUAGAUUAGUGGAUCUCAUUUAGUCUGGCUUCAGGUACCACCAAUAAACCUUAAUGACAACACAUGACCCAAAGGAAGUCAACUCUUCAACAACUUGGACUAAAAGUAUGCUAUUUGGACCUUAUAUGGUAGAAUGGGCUGAUACAGUAUCCCACAGUAUACACACGCCCACACACACACACACACACACAAAACAGGGUGAACAUUUUCCCUUUAACACUAAAUUACUUGCAUUUUAUUUAAAACCAGCUUACAUUAGACUUGUUUGCCUUUCUGUAGCAAAUUCAGAAGUGCUUUCAUGCUCAAACAUGAAUUAAAAUUCCAACUAUUUCAACUUCUGAGAAUGAAUUUCUCUGUAGUUGAACUAAAUGUUCAGUCCUCAUCCACCAUGCUAAAAAUAACUGGUUUAGACAGAGGACAAGACAGGUUUAUUAUACUGUAACAUUCAUACACAUGACAAUUUGAAUGAUUUAAAGGAAAAUAAAAUAGUAGAGGCAAAGAAAAUUACAAUAAAGUCUUAGGCUAAAUUUAAAGAUUAAAUGCUAUGAGGAUCACAUAAAGUGCAAAUAGAAAAUAGGUAAAUACCUAAGACUUGCUAAAAAAAAUUAAUUGAUAAACGACAAAGUCGUCUAUUUUCUUCUAACUUUCAGUUUUGCAUGUGGGACAUAUUAAAAUAAUGCAAUAUGCAAUGGUAAAUUUGUACUUUUGUGAUGUGGCAUUGAUAUUGAUAAGUUUAUAAAUCUUUGUGUUGAACACACUGAGCUUUAUUUUCUGCUUCUUCAUUGUCGUUGAGUCUCUGACAUCAAAUCUGUCAAUCUUAUAGGAAGGGUAGACUGACCAAAGGUUAGUUAAGAUAGUUGAGCUAAAACUAAAAACCUGCUUUGUAGUACCGGCCUCUUCUUUCAAGCCAAACGAACCUGGAAAUCAUGAUAGAAGACAUAAUUUUGGUUUUGAUGGUGCAAACAAAAGGUCUGUAAGAAAAACAAUUUUAUUGAGAACAUAGAGAUGUAAGGGUACAUAAAAAUCACAGUUUGGUAUGUACCUCGUCUUUAACGCCAGAUGAGAGAACAUCUUCAGUAUGGUGACAUUGAGGGCAACAAAAGUUAAGUUUUUUUUUAUAUAUAUAUAUAAUAUAAAGUGUACCUGACUACAAGCUUCUUGCAAAUUUUCCAUUUCCUAUUUUUCAUUUUAGUUUUCUAGGUUUUACUUUUCAGGGUUUGACUUAAUUGGCAUAUGAGCUCAAAACUUGUUUUUUUUUUUGUUAGUUUUUUUUUUUAAAUCUUAAAAUAAUGUUGAAACUGGCUUUCCAUUUGGUAGAUUGAUAAUGCAUAUUUUACAAUUCCUUUGAGAGUUUAACAAAUUUAAAUCAGUUGAAACUUAUUUAUUUAAAAAAUGUACUGGGUUAUUCAAGGGUUUUUUAAAAUUAUUUUUCAUCCAUUUGAAUGAAACAAACAAACUGGAGACAUUGGAGUUUUAACUUCUCUAUGUUUCUCCAAAGUUGGAAAAAAAAAAUGCAAUUUAAUAACUCCUGAACUUUAAGACUACUUGGGAACCAUGAACCUAAUAUUGUUCUUGUGUUAAAAUUAGUGGGAGGAUCAGCACAACCUUUGGCUAACCUUAGUUUCUACUAUCUUAUAUAAAGCUGAUAGAGUCUGCUCGAUGAAAUGCUGAUGAGGGAAACUAUAAUGUGGCUUUACUAUCUUACAAAUCUGUUUAAAAAGGAAUAUAGUUGCAGACACACACCAAAAAUGAUAAAUAUGAAUUAAUCUGUCGCUAUUCUUACAAAAAGACAAGUUUCAUGUCUUUGUUAGAAUAAAUGCAGCUCAUUCUUCUCCGGAUCAGAAGAGUAAAGAAAUCUCAGCUGUGUUAAAGAUAUUCUUUUUUAGUUCAUCUAACCUCCAAUAGUUUUGUCUUAAGUCUUUAAUACAACAAAAUAUUAAGAAAUGUGCCAAACAUUGGUUACAUACUAACUAUUAAAAGGUCUCAAACACCAAAUAACGAUACAAACUGUCAUUUAGUUGAAGGCUUGAGCUGUAUGAUAUACAUAUCAUGUGCCAAUCCCUGGUUUUAACUCUUUUAUAUAAAUUAUCCAAUGAAGGUGAUCGUGUGAUUGUAGAUCAUGGCAUUGCUAUUGAUACAGUUUACACUAAAUUAUAGCCCUAGGAAUGAGUUUUAAUGGCAAGAAAGAUGAUUUAAAAAAAAAAAAGAAAUGUUUUUUUUUUUCCUUUUCAUGCUGCGCUGGUAUUUUUCCACGUUUUUCAAAGUUUUACUGUGUCAUUGUAUUUGAAACACAGUACAAGCUGUACAAGCUCUCAAAGUUUUUAAUACUGUUUAAGCCAUCAAUUGCUUUUUUUUCUCACAGGUGGUAUGUUUGUAAUAUGGAUAAAUGUUUAUAUAUUUAGAAUGUGAACAGAAAAAAAAGUUUAUACAUUUUGAAACUGUCCGCAGAUGCUGUGUGUUUGAAUUUUUGGUAACUUUUAAGCUAACUUGAGUUAACUGUAUCCUCUUGCUUUCUGUAAUGGGAUCAUACAUGUUUCAGUUUCGCUUAAAUCUUGCUAUAAACUUAAGUAGUUCAAUUAAGACUAGAUUUCUUACCCUUACUUUUUUAAAUCUUUAAGAUGGAAAAUAAUUUUAAAGUUAAAGGACUACAUGGUACAUACUGUAGUGCAACUGUAUUGUAUUUCCAAAUGUUUUUAGUCGAAAAUAGUGUAAGUUGUUUAAUGAUUUAAGCUGAUGUAAAAUAUACGAGGUGCCACCUGUUUUAACACUGUUGAAUCUAGAGUGAAAUAGGCCUUCAUGUUUUGAGUAAACUGGACAUGAACAAUGCUGUAAAAAUAAAAGUUAUUUAUAUCUAGAA